AUGUCUGUGAACAAGGCCGUAUUCUUCACUCAAUCAGAUCUGGUUGGUUUGGAGCAGCAGAUGACCGCCACCGGCGUCGUAAACAUCCUUUCUAUUGUCAACUUUGUUGCUGAUCCACUCAAGGUUGGCAAGAACUUGGCCAACGACAAGGAGUUCAUUGGCAAGUGCAUAACCAAGGCUUUGGACACCGUGCCAGGCAUUGGUCCAAUUCUCUCCCAGACCUUUGCUCUCUUCUGGCCCAAGGAUCCAAAUGCGGCAGUGAUCACCAAGGCCGCCCUCGAAGCCAGGUUGAAAAGCUUCAAGGACGAGCUGAUGACCUUGGUAGAUGAAAGGAUCGACAAGGCCAUGGGCGAGGCCUGGAAGAUGAUCUGCAUCAACUUCUUUGACAAUGUCAAGGACUCGUAUGCUCAGCUCCAGGAAAAGGUGCUCAUCUUGCAAAAGAUGAUCUCCCUCAAGCUCAACACCACCGCGUUGCAGACCCAGAUCCGCGCAACCCUGGACUCGAUCCUCAUGCAAGCCGGAAUGAUCAUCAACUUUGCCAACGACACGAGGUUCUUCAAGAGCAUGUUGCCAACUUACAUGCAGGCCCUCAUGAUCCAGAACUCGAUCUUCCUCAUGAUGAACACAUACUGGAUCCAGUUUGGAAUCCCUCCCCUUGUUGUCUCGGGUAUCCCGGCCGAGGGCGACAACCCUGCCGUGAAGGGCCUAACCCAGGCCUACCAUGAUAGGGCUGUUGAUUUCAUGAACCUUGCCUUUAAAUUGAUCAACGAUACUCUCAUUACUCCAGAGACCAGGAACACUACGGAGUUUGACAGCUUCCUCAGCAAAGUCUCCAAUGUGCUCGAUACCGACAUGUACCUCUACCCCGUGCCACUUGUCGUUGGAACAACAACGGUCACUCCAACCUCCGCCACCGUUCCUGUGCACAAGGUCCCAAAGAAGACAGGUGCCUACAUCUACCGUUGUCCCUUUGCCAACUUCCUCCCAGACCAAGAACGCCAGAAGACUCAUCAUAACAAGUUUUUUGGCGUUGGCGACUCUAUCACCAAGUGCAGUGGAUUGGGCUUCAACUGGAACGGUUCAUUCGCAAGCCUGGACUUUGCGCUGGAGGAGCCAAGGAAGGUUGCCUUCAGAGUGCAUGGCUUGUACACCGAGACGCUCACCGGUUUGGAGCUGACCGUCAACAAUGAGAAGGUGACUCUGCCCCUUGUCCAGGAUGACUAUCCCGUCAUGUGGCAAAAGGAUGAGUCGAAGACGCCAGUAUUUGACUUCUACGACAAGAAGACAACUUCCGGAUUCACCGUGUCUAAGCAGUUUGCAGCGAGCCAGAGCUUCAAAGUCAAGCUGGGUGUCAUAGCACCUGAGGGCGUGUUGAAGGCCUUCUUCCCCUUUAUCGAGCUGAUUAUUUGCGAU
This is a messenger RNA of Acytostelium subglobosum LB1, 1413 nucleotides long. RefSeq lists its product as hypothetical. NCBI's taxonomy places the organism in Eukaryota, Evosea, Eumycetozoa, Acytosteliales, Acytosteliaceae. The transcript has 4 exons. Gene Ontology annotation, molecular function: toxin activity. The annotation marks the transcript as partial. The record is from RefSeq and is a predicted model, not a curated record.